This is a messenger RNA of Tetrahymena thermophila SB210, 3540 nucleotides long. RefSeq lists its product as hypothetical. Gene Ontology annotation, molecular function: protein binding. The transcript has 11 exons. Lineage: Eukaryota; Ciliophora; Oligohymenophorea; Hymenostomatida; Tetrahymenidae. Gene Ontology annotation, biological process: iron-sulfur cluster assembly. Gene Ontology annotation, cellular component: cytosolic [4Fe-4S] assembly targeting complex. The record is from RefSeq and is a predicted model, not a curated record.
AUGGAUAAGCUUUUAAUAAUAUUAGCUAGUCUAAAUUUAAUCAAAAUAUCAUUUUAAAAUAUUUGUCCUUUUGAUUUUGAUUUAGGUUAUUCCUCAUCUAAUUGUUAAGGAAAAAUAGGAGAUUAAAAUGUUUUAGGAGGAGAAUUAUUGUACUUUAAAAAGUAAGAUAAAUAUGAAUAGCUAAUGGUAGAUUAUGGAAAGAAAGGAUUGCUUGGAGCAUGGAAUCUUACAGAUGCUAGUCUUUUUUAUUCAAAUUCAUAUGAUUAUAAAAAAAUGGAAAUUCAUUCUAUUUUCACUGAUAAGUAAAUCGACAUUUCUGAUCCUUCUGUACCAGAAACUUUCAUAUACAUAAUAGAUAUCAAUUUUAAUGUGUAUUAAUAAAGUCUCUAUCAAUAGAAUAUUACAGUUAUUCAAUUUAACAAUAUAAUGGUAGAUAAUUAAUAGAAAAAUAUCUAAGUUUGCUUCAACAUUAAAAAUAGUAGAUUGUACUUCCCUUUUGAUAACUUUAUCUAUCUUAGCUCGAUUGAAUAAUCUUCUUAGAUAGAAUUAGAUUCUGAAGUAAUUCAAUGCGAAAGUGAUUUUAGUUAAGACUACAUUUAUGUUCUUUCAUCUAAGAAUAACAUUUACAAGAUUAGCUAAACUAAUUUUGAAAUUUAAAAUACAUUAUAAUUUUAAUUAGGAAAUGUAACUCAUUUGAAAUUCUAAUAAAGCUAAGGAUUAACAUUCAUAAGUUAUAAUAUUAGUGGAUACUCCAUUUUCUCUUUGAAUUAAAAUUUUAAUUAACUAAAUUUACUUUUUUUCUCUCCAAAUUAAAUUAAUGACUAUGGAUUUUUAAAAGAAGGGUCUUUGAUAGUAUGUGGAAAUAAUUCAAUGAUUUAUUUUGGUUCUUAGUUUAUAAAUCCUGCUACAUAAUCUAUGGAUUAUAAUGACUAUCAUGUGUAUAAUAGUCUUAAUGCUCUACCUCCGUAAGAUUUAAAACUGAUAAAUUACUCUAAACUAAUUGUAGGAGAUGAUUUCACAGUAUUUUAUGGAAAUUAAACAAUGAUAACUGUUGUAGUAAACGAAAGUAGAGUUAUACAACUUAACAAAUGCUUAGGUUCAUAAUUACUUUAAGGAGUUACUCCUAAUGCUAUUUUUGAAGGUUCCAUAUUAAAAACAUUAACAUCUAGUGGAAUGGUAUUUAUAGAUAUAACAAAUGGGCAAAUAAAAAGGCAUUCAAGCUGCUUCUAUACAAAUGAUGUGCCAAUAGGAUAAGUAGAAGAUCUUUACUUUGAUGAUGAAUUACUUAGAAUUUACAUGAUAGAGAAUUAGGGGAAGUUAGGGUACUUUAGCUUUCCUAAGGGCGAAUAUCUGACUUAGUACUAUAAUCUCUCAACUUAAAGUAGAUUAUAAUUUAACAAGUUAGGAGAUUAAAUAUAUAUUUGGCCAUUUUAGACUCCUUAAAAUUAUUUAGUAAUAACAACAUAUCUUGAUGGAACUUUUUUACAAACUCUAAAUUUUGAUAAUGAUUUCAAAGUUAGCUAAGUAUAUUUUGACAACAAUUUAGAGAUUAUUUUAGUUAUUGAUUAAAGAUAAAAAUUAUUAGUUUUCAAUUCUAAAUAAUUUAAUCUACUCUACGAUUCUCCAAUUACCAAUUUUUCUAUAUAAGUUUUUUAAAGUUAAUAUGGACCAAUUAUUGUGUAUUAAAAUUUGAUACAAAUGCUCACUAAAGGAUAGGAUAGCCACCAAAUUUAAAUAAAUACUUUAAAUUUACAAAAUUAUGUGUUUAAUUAAACAUACUUUGAUACUAUUUCAGACUUAUUGAUACUUUUUAAUGUAGUUGGGAAGUUAUAAUAUAUUGCAAUUAUAGAGAAUCCUUAAAAUAUAAAUAUAAAAAAUUUAUCAUACCUGCAAAAGUAAAAUUAAGUAUCUUAAAAUAUUUGCUUUGGAAAUAAAUAUUUGGUUAUUUUAAUGGCUUCUCCAAACGAAAUUAUCCUAAUUGACAAAUAGACAAAUGAUUUAAAAAUAAUUAAUUUUGCAACUAUAGUACCAAACUAGUGUUUGAUACUUCUGGAUGAAGAAUUACUCUUAGUUGUCUCUAAUGGAAACUAACUUAUUUUUAUUGAUGUUUAAUCUUAAAUUUUUUUAAAAAAUGAAUAACUUGGUUAAGUAAGCUCUACUGUUUCCUCAAUCUAAAUUGAUAAAGAGGAAAACUUAUUAAUUAUUUUGCUUUCUACACUCCAAAUUUUUAGUUACGAUUACCUAUCUCUGCAAUAAGUUUUUGAUUGGAAGGUGACUAGUUAAAUUACACUUUCUACGUUUUAGAUAAACACUUCUUAUAAAAAAAUUUUAUACGGUUUAGAAAAUAAGAUUUAUUUUAUUGAUUACACUUAGAAAAAAUUAAUGAAACAAAUUUAAUUUGUAGAGAAUACUUAAGGAGGAGUUGUAGAUGAGUAAACAAAAAGUAUAUUUAUUUAUACUAAAAAAGUUUAUAAGUAUGAUCUUUAAACGUAUAAUCUGAUUUUGGUGUCAUAAUUUGAACAUCUCCAAUAAAUAAAUCAAUUAAAUAUUAUUUAUGAAUGGAAUAUUAUCAUGACUUCUUCUUUAGAUAACACAAUAGCUAUACAUAGUUAUCCAGAAUUAAAUUUCAUAUAACUACUUUAACAUGAUCCUAUUGAUUGUCAAAAUGUUAGCACUUUUGCUGUGGACAUAUAAAACAACAGAAUAAUUUCAGGUUGCGGAGGUGGGAGUAUUUAUGUAUGGAAGAAUAAUGUUUCAACUAAUAAUUUCUAUUUACUUAAAGAUUAUUAAUAUUUGCUGUAGAAUUAUUCUGUUACUCGAAUAAUAAUUGAUUAAACAAACAACUUAUUAAUACUAAUUGGAUUAGAUUCACUUCCAUUAUUAGUUUAACUAGGUAGUAUAGAUUAAUAAGUUGACAUAAUUUAGGUUUUACAAGGAAACGAUGGGGUAUAUGACCAGUAUAAUUAAUGUAUAUUUACUUUUGACUAAAAUGGUUAUGUUUGGAAUUACAGUAUCACUUCCUAAACCUAUAUGUUUAUAAAUCAGUAUCCUAUCCAUCAAGGUUAAGUAAAAGCAAUUGUUCUAGAUCCUCCUAAUUAAAAUUUUGUGAGCAUGGGAUUAGAUAAAAAAGUAUAAAUAUGGACAUAUUUUUCUUAUAAUCUUUAAAAACCACUUUAUGAAUAUAUAAACAUAGCUUAAAUUUAAUAUGGCUAUUUAGAUUUAAUUAUUUCAUUUUCGAAUGAUUAAACAGUAAAAUUCUGGGAAUACGAGUUUUCUAUUCAAAGUAGCUUUUAUUAGAUUAUUUAAAGAUCAUCUUCUAUUAUAAGUUACGCUUUUGAUGAAGAAAAUAAUAGCCUAUAUUAUACUAGAUCUGAUGGUAAUAUUUAAAAGUGGUCUUUAAUGGAUUAACAAGCAAUAAAUGGGCCUAUUUUAUAAUUGAAUGAUAGAUAAUGGCAAUAAAUAUAAUUUCUUAAAAUUAUACCUGUAGUAAUUAGAUAAACCGUUGUUUAAGUUUUACAACGGUAUUUUACAAUCAACUGA